This is a messenger RNA of Cricetulus griseus (Chinese hamster), 6614 nucleotides long. NCBI's taxonomy places the organism in Eukaryota, Metazoa, Chordata, Mammalia, Rodentia, Cricetidae. The record is from RefSeq and is a predicted model, not a curated record.
CUCCGAUUGCCGCCACCACCUAUGCGCCGGGCUGCUCAGGUGGCUGUCGCUUCGAUGUCCUAACCCAGGGGCCCCCGGGCCAGACUCGGCUGGGCUCCCUUCACCCUCCGCUGCAAUCAUGAGGGCGAUUGGGACUCUGCAGGUGCUGGGCUUCCUUCUCAGCCUGACCCGGGGUUCCGAGAUGGGCAACUCUCAGGCAGGGUGGCAGGUAACCGAGACCUGUAAGGCCCUUGCAAAGCAUAAGACGCAAGGUGUACAAGAGGGGACAUCUAGCUUACCUGACUGCCCCACCUCCAUUUUUACAGUGUGUCCUGGGACUCUGAAUGGGCUGAGUGUGACUGGCGAUGCCGAGAAUCAAUACCAGACGCUGUACAAGCUCUACGAGAGGUGUGAGGUGGUGAUGGGCAACCUGGAGAUUGUUCUCACAGGACACAAUGCUGACCUUUCCUUCCUGCAGUGGAUCCGAGAAGUGACAGGCUACGUCCUGGUGGCCAUGAAUGAAUUCUCCACGCUACCCUUGCCUAACCUCCGAGUGGUACGGGGAACCCAGGUCUACGACGGGAAGUUUGCCAUCUUUGUCAUGUUGAAUUACAACACCAACUCCAGCCACGCUCUCCGCCAGCUCCGCUUCAACCAGCUUACUGAGAUUCUGUCAGGGGGUGUCUAUAUUGAGAAGAAUGACAAACUUUGCCAUAUGGAUACAAUCGACUGGAGGGACAUCGUGAGGGUUCAGGGUGCUGACAUUGUGGUGAAGAACAAUGGUAGAAACUGUCCACCCUGUCAUGAGGUCUGCAAGGGGCGAUGCUGGGGGCCUGGCCCAGAAGACUGCCAGAUAUUGACCAAGACCAUCUGUGCCCCUCAGUGUAACGGACAUUGUUUUGGGCCCAACCCUAACCAGUGCUGCCAUGAUGAGUGUGCAGGAGGCUGCUCUGGGCCCCAGGACACAGAUUGCUUUGCCUGCCGACACUUCAACGACAGUGGAGCCUGUGUGCCCCGGUGUCCACAGCCUCUUGUGUACAACAAGCUAACAUUCCAGCUUGAACCCAACCCCCAUACUAAGUAUCAGUACGGAGGGGUCUGUGUGGCCAGCUGUCCCCAUAACUUUGUGGUGGAUCAGACAUCUUGUGUCAGGGCUUGCCCUCCUGACAAGAUGGAAGUAGAUAAAAAUGGACUCAAAAUCUGUGAGCCUUGUGGAGGGUUGUGCCCAAAAGCCUGUGAGGGGACAGGCUCUGGAAGCCGCUACCAGACUGUGGACUCCAGCAACAUUGAUGGGUUUGUGAACUGCACCAAGAUCCUGGGCAACCUUGACUUCCUCAUCACAGGCCUCAACGGAGACCCCUGGCACAAGAUCCCUGCGCUGGACCCAGAGAAGCUCAAUGUUUUCAGGACGGUCCGGGAGAUCACAGGGUACCUAAACAUCCAGUCCUGGCCUCCUCACAUGCACAACUUCAGUGUGUUUUCCAACCUGACAACCAUCGGGGGCAGAAGCCUCUACAACCGGGGCUUCUCCUUGUUGAUCAUGAAGAACCUGAAUGUCACAUCCCUGGGCCUCCGGUCCCUGAAGGAAAUUAGUGCUGGGCGUGUCUACAUAAGUGCCAAUCAGCAGCUCUGCUACCACCAUUCUCUGAACUGGACAAGACUGCUCCGGGGGCCUUCGGAUGACAGACUUGACAUCAAGUAUAAUCGGUCUCCGAGAGAAUGUGAGGCAGAGGGUAAAGUGUGUGACCCACUGUGCUCCUCCGGGGGAUGCUGGGGCCCAGGCCCUGGCCAGUGCUUGUCUUGUCGAAACUACAGCCGGGAAGGUGUCUGUGUGACUCACUGCAACUUCCUGAAAGGGGAGCCUCGGGAGUUUGCUCAUGAGGGUGAAUGUUUCUCCUGCCACCCAGAAUGCCUUCCCAUGGAGGGCACCAGCACGUGCAAUGGCUCGGGCUCUGAGGCUUGUGCUCAAUGUACCCAUUUCCGUGAUGGGCCCCACUGUGUCAACAGCUGCCCCCAUGGAAUCCUAGGUGCCAAGGGUCCAAUCUACAAGUACCCAGAUGCUCAGAAUGAAUGUCGGCCCUGCCAUGAGAACUGCACUCAGGGGUGUAAGGGACCAGAACUACAAGACUGUUUAGGCCAAACAGAGGCAUUAAUGAGCAAAACCCAUCUGGCAAUGGCUGGGAUGGUCGGACUGCCCGUGGCUCUUCUGAUUCUGGGAGUCGUUUUUCUCUAUUGGCGUGGACGUAGGAUUCAGAAUAAAAGAGCGAUGAGGCGCUACUUGGAACGGGGUGAGAGCAUCGAGCCUCUGGACCCCAGCGAGAAGGCAAACAAAGUCUUGGCUAGAAUCUUCAAAGAGACAGAGCUGAGGAAGCUUAAAGUGCUGGGCUCUGGUGUCUUUGGAACUGUCCACAAGGGGGUUUGGAUCCCUGAGGGAGAAUCCAUCAAGAUUCCAGUCUGCAUUAAAGUCAUCGAGGACAAGAGUGGGCGGCAGAGUUUUCAAUCUGUGACUGAUCAUAUGCUGGCCAUUGGUAGCCUAGACCAUGCCCACAUUGUGCGUCUCCUGGGACUAUGCCCAGGAUCGGCUCUGCAGCUUGUCACUCAGUACUUGCCUCUGGGCUCCCUCCUUGAUUAUGUGAGGCAGCACCGUGGAGCACUGGGGCCACAGCUGCUGCUCAACUGGGGAGUACAAAUUGCCAAGGGUAUGUAUUACCUCGAGGAACACAGCAUGGUGCACAGGGACCUCGCUCUCCGCAAUGUGCUGCUCAAGUCACCCAGUCAGGUGCAGGUGGCAGAUUUCGGUGUGGCUGACCUUUUGCCACCAGAAGACAAGCAGUUACUACACAGCGAGGCCAAGACUCCAAUUAAGUGGAUGGCCCUUGAAUGUAUCCACUUUGGGAAAUACACACACCAGAGUGAUGUCUGGAGUUACGGUGUUACAGUUUGGGAGUUGAUGACUUUCGGGGCAGAGCCCUAUGCGGGGCUGAGACUGGCUGAGAUACCAGACCUGCUAGAGAAGGGAGAGCGGUUAGCACAGCCCCAGAUCUGCACCAUUGAUGUCUACAUGGUCAUGGUCAAGUGUUGGAUGAUUGAUGAGAAUAUCCGCCCGACCUUUAAAGAACUAGCCAAUGAGUUCACCAGGAUGGCCCGUGACCCACCUCGGUAUCUGGUCAUAAAGAGGGAGAGUGGGCCUGGAAUGCCUCCUGGGGCAGAACCCUCUGCCCUGACAAACAAAGAGCUGGAAGAAGUAGAGCUGGAGCCUGAGCUGGACCUGGACCUGGAUCUGGAGGCCGAGGAGGACAACCUGGCGACCACACUGGGCUCUGCCCUCAGCUUACCGCUGGGAACGCUCACCCGGCCUCGUGGGAGCCAGAGUCUUUUAAGCCCCUCCUCUGGGUACAUGCCCAUGAACCAGAGUAAUCUCGGGCAGGCUUGUCUGGAUUCUGCAGUUCUGGGGGGUAGCGAACAGUGCCCCCGUCCCAUCUCUCUGCAUCCAAUUCCACGGGGACGUCUGGCCUCAGAGUCAUCAGAGGGCCAUGUGACAGGCUCUGAGGCUGAAUUCCAAGAGAAAGUGUCGGUGUGUAGAAGCCGGAGCCGGAGCCGGAGCCCUCGGCCACGUGGAGACAGCGCCUACCAUUCACAGCGACACAGCCUGCUUACCCCUGUCACCCCGCUCUCUCCACCAGGAUUAGAGGAAGAGGAUGUCAAUGGCUAUGUCAUGCCAGAUACACACCUCAAAGGUACAUCCUCCUCCCGGGAAGGUACUCUUUCUUCUUCGGUAGGUCUCAGCUCUGUGCUGGGUACUGAAGAAGAAGAUGAGGACGAGGAGUAUGAAUACAUGAACCGGAAGAGAAGGAGCAGCCCACCUCGGCCCCCUAGGCCUGGUUCCCUUGAAGAGCUGGGUUACGAGUACAUGGAUGUGGCCUCAGACCUCAGUGCUUCUCUGGGCAGCACGCAGAGUUGCCCACUCCAUCCUGUGGCCAUCGUGCCCUCUGCUGGCACAACUCCAGAUGAGGACUAUGAAUAUAUGAACCGCAGGCGCGGUGUAGGUGGUGGCGGGGGCGAUUAUGCGGCCAUGGGGGCCUGCCCUGCAGCUGAACAAGGGUAUGAAGAGAUGAGAGCUUUCCAGGGGCCUGGACAUCAUGCCCCCCAUGUUCGAUAUGCCCGCCUCAAAACUCUGCGUAGUUUAGAAGCCACCGACUCUGCCUUUGACAACCCUGAUUACUGGCAUAGCAGGCUUUUUCCCAAGGCGAAUGCCCAGAGAACUUAACCUCUGCUCCUUGAGACUCUCGGGGAGCAUUUGUUGGCAGCUAGUGCCUCUUGAGGGUACCCCUUCCUCACCCCUCUCCCUCAAGUCCCAUUUCUCCAGUCCUAGACAAUGCCGUCCAGUCUUUGGAGACUUGUAAACAUAUCCUCACAAAAUUUUUGUGGUAUAUAGCCAGAUGUGCACUUUCUUCUCUUACUCCAACCCCAGGAGAAGAGAAGGUUUUCCUAUUUGUCUACUUUCCCAGUCCCAUCCCUCGGCUUCCUCAGGGAGACUCCCUGGAGAGAUGAAGGAUUACUCUCUAAGCCCCUUUCUCUCAGGCUCUUACUUGUUAGGAUUGGACUUGGCCUUCGUUUCCCAUCAGACUGUCCUAAGGAAGAAGAGAUUUAGCAGAGCUGGAGGAAGAAAGUAAACUUUUGGCUCAUGAGACUUUUUUUUUUUUUUUGAGACAGGGUUUCUCUGUGUAUCUUUGGAGCCUGUCCUGGCACUUGUUCUGGAGACCAGGCUGGCCUCGAACUCACAGAGAUCUGCCUGCCGCUGUCUCCCAAGUGCUGGGAUUAAAGGCGUGUGCCACUAAAGCCGGCGCUCAUGAGACUCUUAAUCCCAUGGAGAGACUGAGAAGCUUAAAACAUGUGGAGUAAAGAAAGUUAGGUGUAGAUACCAAUAACUAUGAAUUGAACAUUUACUAUGAGCCAGGCAUCAUCAAACUGAACUCUGCCUGCAUUAUCUCAAUUACAGUCUCCACAGCUUUGUGAGGUAGAGCUCAUCACAUUUCACCAAUGCAAGAGUCCCCCUGAGUGUUCCAAGAUAGCCAAUACGUCCCUGAGUCUGUGGAUAGUACUGAAUCCUGUAGUGUUUGUUUGGUUUUUGUUUUUUUUUUUCGAGACAGGGUUUCUCUGUGUUGUCCUGGCUGACCUGGAACUUGAUCUGUAGACCAGGCUGGCCUUGAGUUCAGAGAUCCCCUCUGCCUCUGCUUCCUGAAUGCUGGGACUAAAGACGUGCAUCACUAUCACCUAGCCUAUAGGUUUUUUUUUUUUUAAUAUUUUAGUUGGUUUACAAAACUGAAUGUUAUAGCUUAGUGCCUUUUCCGUCUUACCUAAGAACUUAUCAUCCAUUACGGCCGUCAUUUUUUUAGUUUGAAGUGCCACAGCAAAAGUAGUAUUUGUCUAUCUUCAUAAUUUCAUGGAUUUGUUAUUAUAGAUCUUACCAUAUGACCCCCCCCCCAUAUGAAGUCAAGAACUUUGACCUUUUUUCAAACAAAUACUUCUCGGAAUUGCCAGCAUCACUACUCUUGCAUUCUAGGCCCAUUUGUAGGUAAAAUAAGGGUAUUUGAACACAAGUACUGUGAUGUCACUGUUGGUCAGUCUAAUAACAGGUGGGUCGUGAAGUGACUAAGGGUAUUUGGUAUGGAUGCACUAGGCAAAGAGAGGAUUCGUCUACCAGGUGGGACAGAAAAGGAUGGUUGUAGUUUCAUCAUGCUAUUCAGAAUGGUGUGCAAUUUAAACUUGAGGGACUAUUUAUUUCAGGAACUUGUCAUUCAAUAUUUCAGAUUGUAGUUGAUCGUGGGUUAUUAAAACUGUGGACAGCAAAACCUCAGAUAGGGGACUGAGCCAUGAAGAAAUUAAGCAGCAGGUCUAGGAUUCAAAAUCUUCCCAAUUCUAAUGCCUGUACUUUUUACUAUAAGGUAUCAAGGAGUACCUGUGUCAAGCCCUUGUAAGGUGUGUGUGUGUGUGUGUGUGUGUGUGUGUGUGUGUGUGUGUGUGAGAGAGACAGAGACAGAGACAGAGACAGAGAUAGAAACAGGGUCUCACUCUGCAGAGUGACCUGGAACUAUGUAGCCCAGGAGGAUGGCCUUGAACUCAACUCACAGCAAUCCUGUCUCAGCCUCCCAAGUUGUGAACUGCCAGACUCCUUGUUUGUGCACAGAAUCAAGCAAACGCCAAAGGGCCACAUUUUCCUCCAGCACACAGGCUUCUCAUCUCAGGAAGGAGUGAAGACAACACAGAAGGACAAAUAACUGGACAUUUUCAUAGCCCACAUAUGUUGUGGAUAAUAUACACUCCUUACAGUCAAUUCACAAAGGUUCCAAGACUCAUUUUAGGAAUUAUUCUUAACCAGUAAUGAGAAACUUCUUGUGGGAUAGAAAGAGGAUCCAUCUUCAGACCUCAGUCUUCCUGGAUGGGAACUGAGGGAAAAUGUCUUCUUGUACCAUUAAAGUUUUUUUGUUUUGUUUUUAUACAUGUCUGAAUAAAGAUGCCAAGUUUCUUUUGGAUUUUUAUCAACUGAAGAGUGCAUUGAGACCAUCCCUUUUCUUUGCUUCUUAGCAAUCAGUAGCUUCCUCUGCUCCUGACAUUCCCAAUUUUUUAUUUAAAUG